AUGGGACGCACAGCGGUGCUGACGUUCGCCUCGCUGCGCAACUGCCUCGUCAACUUGCCCUUGUCCAUCACAGGACCCUUGACCGAGCGAGGCAUUGUAAGUCCGCGCUCGUCGCUCCACCUCGUCCGACGGGCAUAGCCGCCGUUGUCGCAGCCUAGCUGACUCCCACGGACCGACAUCUCAUUCCACAGGCACCCCAAUCUCUAGUCAUUGAGCUCUCAUUUCCUUCGCAAACGAACCCACCCUCCAAGAAGACGGGUGGAAGCAGCAAUGGCACGAGCAAGGCCUACGUCGGCUGGACCGGCCUACCUUCAAGCGUGGCUUCGGUGGCACAGCAUGCCCGGUCCAACGGUGGUACACUUGGAGACAAGGUCGAAGUCGAUCCGCAGUUCGCUGUGAUGCUCGGAUUAGGAAUGAGCGAAGGGAUGCCUGUCAGUACUUGACCUCCGAGCCGCCAGAUCGCCUGCCCCUCCCCCACCAAGCUUUCAGCGCCGACGAGUUGAUCGCUGACCCGAAAGGGUUCUUCAAUGCUCAUGACAGGUGACGAUCGAGUUGAUGAGAGACCUCCCCACUGCCACCUCCGUCGCCGUCACCCCCGUCUCGGCGGAUGACUGGGAGAUCCUAGUCAGUUCUCGCUUUCACGCCCACUUCGCCCAAGACCAAGUCGAGUCAGUCUCAUCAGAAAUAUCUUGAUGAUCCGGAGUCGCACUUGCACAGGAAACAAACGCCGAAUUUGUCGAAAUGAAUUUGCUCAAUCAAGUUCGAGCGGUGAAGGAAGGGAUGAUGGUCGGGUGCUGGGUCGGGGGAACGACUCUCGUCCGAUUUACCGUUGGUCAGUCACAGUCUUCUUACGUGUCGAUGAGGCCAUAGACUGACGCUUGUCCACUCCGCCACAAUAGAUGCAACAACACCGCCAGCUUCACCCGCCGUACUGCUUACGUCGGCGACAGAACUGCUCGUGGCGCCGAGAACUCGAUCUGCCAAACCGCAGCCUCUACCUCCCAAGGUUCACGAUCUCUCUUCCGACACAGCCGCGGUCCCAUCAUCGGUGUCCCCGGAGUGGGACCGCGUCCGGAAGAGACUGGUGCGACUGUUGCCCCUCGAAGUGAUGCCGAGUUCGUCGUCGUCGGACAUCGCCGAGCCACAGUCAUCCGUCCUCCGAUCUGGAUCCAACGAAGAGUUUUCAAUCUACGAUGCUUUCAUAGCUCCCACGCUAUACCAUGCACUAGCCCGCAUCUUUCCGUCGCUGCGGGUGGCCAUAUCGCACCAUCCCAGACCUCCGACAAAAGGGCCCGAUGCGCCAUCGACGAACCCCGAUGAAGCAGGGAAGGAUUCCCACAGAAAGCAAGUCGACGUACGCAUCAAGCUCGGACGGGAGAUCCAGAAUGGACAGAUUUGGCUUAGCGAGGCCGCGAGGCAAGACCUUGGGAUUGGUCUCGACAGGUCUUUCGAAUUGCUGAAGUGAAUCUAUUCCCGGAGCUUUCGGUCUCAACCUUCUUUCAUUCUCGAACUGAACCCCUUCAGUUCCGCCUCUCCAGAUUCCAAGCGUGUCUGACAUUGGCAGCGCGCAAAGCCAGGUUGGCGAACGAGGCGAAGCCACAGUCCGCCUCCUCCCCAUCUUCGACCCACCUCACGAAUGGAUACGCAAAAACUGCGCAUUCGCGGGUUCCUUUGCCCCGCUCUCCGCCUACCACAUCCAUAAACGGCCACAAGGAGUUCCCACUCCACGACAUGGGUUCUGUCGCAACCAAAGCGGCUCCCCGCGUGCAUCCAGUGCUGGCUGGCGUUGAGGAUAAGCUGCAAGCGAUUCGCUCGCACGUUGUGAACUCGCUAGCAGCUCGAACUCUGAACGGCAAGAGGAUCCCCAGUAAGUAGGAGGAAUCCAGAGAUGCAGCUUCGCGCCGUACUCACGCUCCAUGGGUCUGUGCAGCGUCGGGAAUACUCGUCACAGGGAACUCUGGGGCAGGAAAGACGGUUCUGGUACAACAGAUCGGUCGGGAGCUCGAGAUCGACCCUCGGACGUUGACUCGUGCGUGGGAGCAAUGCCGACUUUUUUUACAGCUACGAUAAGCUGAUGAACGAAUUUUUCCAACGUCCAGGUACGCUUUACAUCGAUUGCUCAAAGUACACAGAAGAGCGGCAGUCGACGCUGAAAGCGAAAAUGAAGGAUUGGUUCGACGAGGCGUACUGGCAUGCCCCUGCGUUGCUCGUCCUCGACAACUUGGACCGCAUGCUUGGCGCCGAAGUCGAGCACGCCGACUCGUUUCCUGCCCUUCAUCUCGCACACACAUUCCUGUCAUUGGCUACGCCCGCCCUCAGCUCGCGGCCGAUCGUUCUGAUUGCCACGGCUCAGUCCUCGACGUCUCUACAUCCCCUACUAACCACCACACACCUCCUCGGUGAAACGAUUUCCUUGAGGGGUCCCAACAAGGCCGGGCGCAAGGAUGUGAGUAUCUUGAGCUACAGUGCUACAUUAACUGAGACCACACGUAUUGAUCUUACGCCCCCCUCCCCCGUUCAUCAGAUUGUGAAAGCCCUCGUCGGUGCCAAGGCAGCAACCACUGGCUUGGUCGCUUCGUCACUGGAUUACACAAUCAUCGCCGGUCUCACCGAAGGCUACCUUCCCGCCGAUUUAAGCGAUCUCGUGGGCCGUGCGAUCCAUCAGUCAGCUAUGCGCACGACCUCCUCAACCUCAAAUCUCGAGCUUGGGAUCGACGACUUCCACGCAGCACAGAUCGGCUUUAUGCCGUUGUCACUGCGAGACGUCAAGCUGCAAAAGUCGGACGUGCAGUGGGCCGAUAUCGGUGGUCUUCAUGAGACGCGGCGGGUCAUGCGCGAGACCUUGGAGUGGCCGACGAAAUAUGGCGCCAUCUUUGCUAGUUGUCCACUCCGACUGCGUUCCGGUUUGCUCCUGUACGGCUACCCGGGUUGCGGAAAGACCUUGCUCGCGUCCGCCGUCGCCAAGGAAUGCGGCCUCAACUUCAUCUCCGUCAAAGGUCCCGAGAUCCUUAACAAGUACAUCGGAGCGAGUGAGAAGAGUGUGCGGGACCUGUUCGAACGAGCGCAAGCGGCGAAACCUUGCAUUCUGUUCUUUGACGAGUUUGAUUCCAUCGCACCAAAACGGUGAGUUCUGACGAUACGUUCCCAUGAUCCAUCAUUUAGCUGAUCCCGCCGCUUAUUCGAACACAGUGGUCACGACUCGACCGGAGUCACAGACCGAGUUGUCAAUCAGAUGCUCACUCAAAUGGACGGUGCAGAGGGUCUCGAUGGGGUCUACGUUCUCGCCGCGACGAGGUGAGUAGCCAUCUUACAUGUCCGCCAGAUGCUCAGGCUGAGCUGAUAUUAUUUGAUUGCAGUCGACCCGACCUGAUCGAUCCGGCUCUGUUGCGACCCGGGCGUCUCGACAAGUCCCUACUUUGCGACAUGCCCAGCUUGACGGAUCGACUUGAGGUGCGACGCGACUUGGUACUCAGAGAAAGGGCCGGACUGACUUGGAUGAAUGUUUCUCAGAUCAUACAAGCAAGUGCGAGAAAAAUCGCUCUCGACCCAUCUGUCGAUCUGAACAAGUACGCGGCCAAGACCGAAGGCUUCUCUGGUGCCGAUCUCCAAGCACUGGUCUACAACGCCCACCUCGAUGCCAUUCACGAGACGUUGAACUCGACCACGAACGCUCUCGAAUCUUCGGCAGAGUCAAAAGGCAAGACGGAAAACGAGGACAUCACCUACACAACGUUGGGUGGGCCGGCGGCUUCGGACAAAGUCUUGUCGAGGGCCGAACAGGCGACGGUCAAUAAGCGGCUCGAGUUGAUCCUGAGCACCAUCAAGGCGCAGCAGGCGAGCAAGACAAAGAUCGAGACCAAUCUCAAUGGCGCAGCAAAAGAAAAGCCCAAAGUGCGUCGUGGCCACCGGCGAGUAAGCUGGAAGGGACGUAACUGGACGAGCUAACGAACUCUCCUUCCUUUUAGACUCACGUCACUCCGCUACACCUCGACACUUCAAUGGCGUCGACCCGUCCGUCGGUACCUGCUGAAGAACUGACUCGACUUCGUCGGAUGUGAGCCCAGUCCACUGCCCAGUAGCCCGGUAGUUUCUUCGGACUGACCUCAUUGUGCUGGCCCGUUGACAGCUACAACGAGUUCGUGGAUGGGCGAAGUGCCAACGGUUUGCCGUCGGGUCAAGCGAGUGAAGAAAUUGGUGGUCGUGCGAGUUUGAUGUAG
This is a messenger RNA of Microbotryum saponariae, 4217 nucleotides long. The record is from the annotation of a GenBank genome assembly. NCBI's taxonomy places the organism in Eukaryota, Fungi, Basidiomycota, Microbotryomycetes, Microbotryales, Microbotryaceae.